GGGCCGAGCAGACGCUAGCGCCGCGGGCCUGCUGCCGGGCCCGCCGAGGGCCGGGUAGGCUGGGACCGGGUCGCGGCGGCGGCGCGCGGCCCGAGAGAAGGCUGCGCGUCCGGCCGGGUGGAGGGCUUCCGCGGGGCCUAGGACGCGGGAAGGUUUUCAACGACACACCUGCGGCUUUGCUGACUUAACGGGCCAAAGCCAAGGAGCUCGGUGCCUGAGGGUCGUGGACCCCGCACCUGCCCCGACCGGCCCGAGCCUGACCCCAUGCAGCCGCCGCGCCCAGCUCAGACACUCCAGGGCUGGCGGCCGAGCCAGAGACACCUGCACGGGGCCCAGCGUCCGUGAAGACCGCAUGGGGAUUCCAGGGAAGUGAGGCUUUGUCCCCGGGACCUGGUUCCCCGUCGCUCUGUGUCCCUUCUUGUCCCCACAGUGAUGCACCAUGCCAAUCGUCGAUAAAUUGAAGGAAGCCCUGAAACCCGGCCGCAAGGACUCGGCCGACGAUGCAGAGCUGGGGAGGCUCCUGGCCGCCUCUGCCAAGAAGGUCCUUCUGCAGAGGAUUGAGUUCGAGCCUGCCAGCAAGAGUUUCUCCUACCAGCUGGAGUCCUUAAAGAGCAAAUAUGUCUUGCUGAACCCUAAGACGGAGGGGGCCAGUCGCCCCAGGAGUGGAGAGGAGCCGCAGGCCGGGAGACAGGGCAGCCAGCAUGCGCACGAGAGCUGUGGGGACGGCGUCCCCGCCCCGCAGAAGGUGCUCUUCCCCACCGAGCGGCUGUCUCUGAAGUGGGAGCGGGUUUACCGUGUGGGGGCGGGGCUGCACAACCUCGGCAACACGUGCUUCCUGAACUCGACCGUCCAGUGCUUGACCUACACCCCGCCUCUGGCCAACUACCUGCUCUCCAAGGAGCACAGUCGCAACUGUCACCAGGGCAGCUUCUGCAUGCUGUGCGUCAUGCAGAACCACAUCGUGCAGGCCUUCGCCAACAGCGGCAACGCCAUCAAGCCCGUCUCCUUCAUCCGAGACCUGAAAAAGAUUGCCCGUCACUUCCGCUUUGGGAACCAGGAGGACGCGCACGAGUUCCUGCGGUACACCAUCGACGCCAUGCAGAGGGCCUGUCUGAACGGCUGUGCCAAGUUGGAUCGUCAAACGCAGGCGACCACUCUGGUCCAUCAGAUUUUUGGGGGCUCUCUCCGAUCGCGGGUGAAGUGCUCAGUGUGCAAGAGCGUCUCGGACACGUACGACCCGUACUUGGACGUGGCGCUGGAGAUCCGGCAAGCCGCGAACAUCGUGCGCGCCCUAGAGCUGUUUGUGAAGCCAGAUGUCCUGAGCGGGGAGAACGCCUACAUGUGUGCAAAAUGCAAGAAGAAGGUUCCGGCCAGCAAGCGCUUCACCAUCCACAGGACCUCCAACGUCUUGACUCUGUCCCUCAAGCGCUUCGCCAACUUCAGCGGGGGGAAGAUCACGAAGGACAUCGGCUACCCGGAGUUCCUGAACAUCCGUCCGUACAUGUCGCAGAGCAGCGGCGAGCCUGUCACGUACGGGCUGUACGCGGUGCUGGUGCACUCCGGCUACAGCUGCCACGCGGGCCACUACUACUGCUACGUGAAGGCGAGCAACGGGCAGUGGUUCCAGAUGAACGACUCCGUGGUCCAUUCCAGCAACAUCAAGGUGGUUCUGAACCAGCAGGCCUACCUGCUCUUCUACCUGCGAAUCCCGGCCUCGAAGAAGAGUCCCGAGGGCCGCCUCCCCAGGGCGGGGCCGUGCGCCGCGGGCCGGGCAGCUGCCGCGGACCUCCCCACGAAGCGUGUUGGCAACGGGGCCCUCUGCUCCCCGCUGACUGCGCAGCGGCCGGACCCGGCGGACCUCGGCAUGCCCGUUCCCAGGAGCGGCUCCGUGCUGGGCCUGAAGCCUCAGAACGGAUACGGUCCUCCAAAGCCACCCUUGGGGUCCCCUUCGCUCCGACUCUCCAAAACGCCCCCCAGCAUGCCAUCCAUCCUGGAUGAGCCCGGGAAGAAAGUCAAGAAGGCGUCUCCCCUGCUGUUCAUGUCCCCGUCACGCAGAGCUGCUCAGGGGCCCCACGGUGUCAGCGCUGAGAGCGGCGGCAGCGGGGACAGCCACAGGCCCGGCUCCUGGGACGGCAGGGCCGCCACCCCCUCUACCUCACCCAGGCUCCCGGCCAGAGGGACUGCCAACGGGCCCGCGGCGGGCGGCGUGAGUCCCGAGCCUGACAGGAAGGGUGCUGGCGGCCCCAGCCCGGAGCCCGCUGCCAGCGGCGACGUCACCAGGACCCCCCCGACGCCCAAGAGCAAAGCCGCCCCCUUGGGUGAGCCUCAGGGAGCAAACCCCAGCGCGCUGCCGGACGGAGAGGACGCCAAGGCGGCCAAGCCCAAGGCCCCCGUCCUGAGCAGCACGGCCACCGAGACCGCGAACAUCAUGUCUCCUCCCCCGGCCAAGAAACUGGCCCUUUCUGCCAAGAAGGCCAGCACCCUGCGGAGGGCAGCCGGCAAUGACCUCCGUCCGCCCCUCUCACCAUUGUCCGACCUCACCUACCCCAGGAAAACCACUCACCCGGUCGCCGCCUCCGCCUGGCCUGUCGGCGCCGUCAGACCAGCCAGCCGUCCGAAGCUCCCCGCCGGCCCCUGCUCCGCGUCUCUGUCCAGUAGCCCCCGGCCCCUUGGGACGUCAGAUCCACCGAGCUGCUCCUCCACGUCUGCCCCCCUGCCUCAGGUCAACGGGGGCUCCCGGGCCCCUUCACACCAGCUGCCGGAGGCCAGCAAGCCCCCCCAGAGCCUCUGUAAGAAGAGAAAGAAGAUCCGCAGGGGAGAGACCCAGGGGCAGGGCUCAGAGACGUGUGCUGCCGAGGCGGCGCCUCCCGGGAGGAGGCGGAAAAAGAGGAGGAAGCGCACGGAGGCCCCGGACGCCUCCCCGCGGCAGGAGGGCCAGGGGCAGGGGCCGAGCAGGAAGGAGGGCCGGGCAGAGGUGCCUGUCGACAGCCUGGAGGAGGAGGACGGCCGGCAGCAGCAGAACGGCCAGUGCCUGGCGGACGGCCACCCCACAAGCAGCAGGAAGAGGAGACGGAAGGGAGCGGAGGGCCUCGGGGCCGAAGACUGCGUCCGGCAGGCCCCGCCGUGGCACAGGAGCAGCUCCCUCUCGGACGUCACCGGGUCAGAGGCCAGUACAGCGUCUCCACGGAAAAAGAAAAAGAGAAAAAGACAGCAGGAGUCACCACAGGGAGUACAGGAGAACGAGCAGCCCGGGGCCUGCAGGGGCGAGGGGCGGAGGGGCCCCGCCGUCCCUGGGAGCCAGGCCUCACCGGCCGUGAACGGCAGGCGUCCCGGGGACCCAGCAGGGCAGGCGCAGACCCCCCUGGUGUCCCAGGGCCGCGACGGGGAGGCCGACGUGCUCCGGGAGCUGCUGGAGUUCUCCUCGGACAAGGCCUACGGGAGGAGAGUGUUGACCUGGGACGGCGCGGAGUCGGCCGUCAGUCGGGACGCCAUCCAGGACAGCGUGUGGGCCCGCGCGGCCACGGUGGUCGACGCCUGGGACCGGGAGCUGGAUCGAGGGAGGGAGAAGAAGGUGAAGAGAUUCAAGAGAGAGAGAAAAAGAAACUUCAACGCCUUCCAGAAACUUCAGAGUAGACGGAACUUUUGGUCUGUGACUCACCCGGCUAAGGCCACCAGCCUCAGCUACCGCCGCUGAGUGCGCUGCUGUCGAGAUGCUUCCGGAGACCAGCACCGCGAGCCGCUGCAGGAGGCCGGCCCACAGGGGCCCCGGGCUGCCUUGGACGGGGGCGUGUGGGGUCACAGCACACACGUGACAGAGCGUGAAGCGUGCAUACAGCAGGCGGCGGGACGCCAGGCCGGCGACGCACGAGGUCCGCGGGGACAGUGCGGAUGGAUCACGGCCAGGCCCUGCUGCUGGUGGCCGUUGCCGCCGUCUGGUCCCGGCCUCCCGGUCUGCGCGGGGCGGGGGCCCUGUCUCUGCCUUACGUGUCCCCUCGGAGGGUAAGCCCAGGGCAGCCCGUGCAAGAGACUCGGGGCGGCGCGGGAGAGCAGGGGCCUCCAGCGGAUGCGCCGACGCCUGUGCCCGUGCGGCUGUUUGCCCUGAGGUGGCUUCGCCGGUCCUUCCCCCGCAGCGGCAGCAGCCCGCGGGCCCUCGUCCAGGUGGUGGUCUUGGGGUAGACCCUCCUUUCCAUUCCUACUGAACGGCAGACUUCCGUCCGCCCGGGUCGGCGGUGCCCUUAGCAAUCCACUUCCUCCCCCGGUUCGCGGCCCGGGCCGCGGCUGCUUGCGCCCGUGAGCGCUUCAGAACUUCCACGAUUGUACAACUCGAGAAGGUCGCUUUCUUGUCUUGCCCAAGCUGUGCCUGCGAACUUGUGACUCAAUAAACCUGGGAAACCCGCA
Molecule: messenger RNA, 4398 nt
Organism: Suricata suricatta (meerkat)
Lineage: Eukaryota; Metazoa; Chordata; Mammalia; Carnivora; Herpestidae
Gene: USP36
Product: ubiquitin specific peptidase 36
Exons: 21
Coding region: 440-3694 (1084 amino acids)
Biological process (GO): protein deubiquitination; regulation of apoptotic process
Cellular component (GO): nucleus; cytosol
Molecular function (GO): cysteine-type deubiquitinase activity; cysteine-type endopeptidase activity
Source: RefSeq, a predicted model, not a curated record